Messenger RNA from Scutellospora calospora, 348 nucleotides. Lineage: Eukaryota; Fungi; Glomeromycota; Glomeromycetes; Diversisporales; Gigasporaceae. The record is from the annotation of a GenBank genome assembly.
AAGACUUUUCAAGAUCCAAAUGAAGAUUUACCAUUUUUCCGAGAAGAGUUAUCGAAUAGUAAUUUGGGGCUAAUGAUAAAUCUAGAUUGGUUCCAACCAUUCGAUAACUCUCAGUACAGUCCAUCAAACAUCUUAACAUUAGCAUUAAUACCAAAACCCAACGAACCCAAAUUACAUCAACUAAAUCAUUAUUUGGCUCCAUUAAUAGAUCAAUUAGUUGAUUUGUGGAAUGCUGCAAGAAAACUAUAUAGGCAUAUUUCAGCCAGAGUUUUUGUUGAAAGAAAUAUCGAAGAAGUUCGUCAAGAUGCCAUCGCGUGGAAAAGUUGUAAUACGGAAGAUGCAAGAUGA